GUGAUCGGUACUUAAUCUGAAAUUUCAGUCUAGGUUUCAUCAGGCACGAAAUGAAAUGUUUACAGAAAUAAUUGUUAAGGAAACAACAAGUCAACAGCAUGCCAAGUAAUGAAGAUUUUACCUUUAAUCUGACCGUUGGGGGUGUCAAGUUACCGGAGUAUGAGAAAGAUGGGAGUUGUUAUGUAGAGUCAUGUCUCUUUACUCCCUACAGCUACAACAUGACAGUGGAAGAACAAGUUGGAGAUGAGAAAGAAGUUCAGAGCUGGCCAGUUACUCCGUAUCAGUUAAAAAUAAUGGCCAACCCAUCGAGUCCUCGUUGUUACUACCGUGUGUUUGUUGACGGUCAUCACGUCAAGAGCUGCAGUAUUCGUCCAGGUGAAACCAGAGUAAUAACAGGCUUCCGGGAUGGAAAUCUGCUGAAAGAAUUUCUUUUUUCUCUCCCACGUUUUCCAAAAGAUGAGCAAGACAGAAUUGACAGUGAAAAGUGUCCCAAGGUUGGCACAGUGGAAGUGUUGUGUUUCAAUGCAAGACUUAAAAACACCAAGAUGACCAUUAGAACCCGACGACUCCGCUACUUACAGGCAAACAAGAAAGAUAGUGCUGCUGUUACCCAGGGGAAAUAUGGAAUGAUAACAACAAAAGCAGGAAGAACAAUUCGUGAGAAGUCGUCCAGAAAGAGAACAGACUUUUGGCAAAUUUUAGACCUGCGGAAGGGUUUGGCAGUGAAGUAUGUUACAAAGGACACAAUAAAAGAAAUGGGUUUUGACGUGCGUCAGGUCCCCUUUAUAAAUCAUACAGAACAGAUUGGUUCAUACUGGAGAUCAAACCAGCACAGUACACAGACCAGGAACCAGCAACAUUUGUCGGAAUCAAAGCCUGGUACGAGCGACUUAAAGAAUGAACAUUCCGAGGUGAUAGAUCUGCAGGACAUUAAAGUGGAAACUGAGCCAGUUGUUGUGCAGUCUUCAACAGAAAUUAUUGUCAUAGAUUAAUAGUUUUACAGACCUUCUUCAAAGAUUGAAUGACCUUUACACAGUCAUUAUAGACCAAAGGAAACUGUUCUACUAGUUAAAAUAUUAGCAUUUUAAUUUUUAUUAAUCUUUUUUUUAAACAGUUUGUUAAUUUGUGACAUCAUGGUAUAAAUUCAGACAAAAAUUAUAAAUAAUCCUAGUUUUUUUUAGGUGACUCUAAUAUGUCCUUUAUUAACCAAAGGAAACUAUUGUAGUAUUUAAAAUAAUAUAAUUUUUAGUGGAUUUUAUUAUGUAAUUUUUAUUCUUUGUUUUUUUGUUUGUUGAUAUCAUGACAUAAAUUGAGGAAUGUAGUAUUAAUACAUUUAAAAGUUUGACAAGUUAUAAAUAAUCUGGGGUUUUGUUUUUAGUCUAUUACUUGACUGAGACUCACUUGAAUGUUGCAGAAUCAUUAGAAACAAAAUGAAACUAUUCUGGUAGUUAAAAUACCUAUUUUUAGUGUAUUUUAACAUGAAUUAUUAGUACACAUAGAAUUUUGACAAAAAUUAUAAAUAAUCAAAUUUUUAGUGCUUUUGGAUAAUUACGUUUAGACUUAGACUUAGAUUCUCUUAAAUGGGCUUUUUUAGAAACCUUCAAGAAUCAGUAUUUGGAACUGAGAAAUAAUAAAAGUUUUGUUAAGCAUGGACCUCAUGGAAA
Messenger RNA from Gigantopelta aegis, 1664 nucleotides. RefSeq lists its product as uncharacterized. The record is from RefSeq and is a predicted model, not a curated record. The transcript is spliced from 6 exons. Bases 99 to 992 code for a protein of 297 amino acids. NCBI's taxonomy places the organism in Eukaryota, Metazoa, Mollusca, Gastropoda, Neomphalida, Peltospiridae.